This is a messenger RNA of Cryptococcus wingfieldii CBS 7118, 2340 nucleotides long. RefSeq lists its product as hypothetical. Gene Ontology annotation, biological process: ubiquitin-dependent protein catabolic process; protein ubiquitination. Lineage: Eukaryota; Fungi; Basidiomycota; Tremellomycetes; Tremellales; Cryptococcaceae. The transcript has 8 exons. Gene Ontology annotation, molecular function: ubiquitin protein ligase activity. The record is from RefSeq and is a predicted model, not a curated record. Bases 1 to 2340 code for a protein of 779 amino acids.
AUGCCCCUCCUCGCCCGCCUAGGCAACAGGGCAUCCCUCCUCCUCCACCAUUUCGUCUACUCCUUCCCCUCCAAGCAGCCCGCCCACCCCCACACCGAUGACGCCACCGACGGCCUCCCUACCAUCAGGGCAUCCGACUAUGAAGACUCGGGCGAGAACCAGGCGUUGCAGGAGAGCAUGGGGCCGCUUAGAUUUGCUGGGAGUGGCUACGGUAUCACCCUCAUCCUCAUGAUGAUCCUCCUCAACCGCAUUCACCAUAUCGUCCGCAGACCUCGGCAGACGCCAGUCAUACAGCGGAGUCAAGGCGGGUCUCGCUAUCAACAGCUGCGCCGCCGUGUCCAAAUAGCCCUUACCCACCCCGAUACCCCACUGUAUAUUCGUGUCCCCGGCGUUAUCGCCCUCCUUCGGUCUUGGCUCUUGUUCACCAUUCUCUUGCUGCAAGUCGGGGGCUAUUGGCCAAAUGUAGAGCAGCCUGGAAAGACUGCGAUCUGGAGGAGUGCUGUCGGGGGAGUGGGAAGAUGGGCAGGGAAUAUGGAGAUGGAGGUGGUGUGCUGGCAGGUAUUUGUCGGCGUCUGCAUCGGCCUGGUGUGCAGUGGUAUAGCGAAUGGCCUGGACACUGUGAGAAGAAGGGAUGUAGCUGCAGGUUUCAACCUCUUUGGCUACAGUUUCUUGUUGCAUCUCUAUUCGUCUCCCUUCACCCACAAGCACACCCCCGGGCCCCAUUCCCAAGGUCGCCCGGAUGUUCAUGCUCUUUUUCAAAUGUGGCUCAGUCUUGGCGAGUUGACUUGGCUGCAGACGUUUGAAUUGUCCAGGACCAUGCGAAGCAACGUCCUCCUCCCCACCUCGGUCUGUGGUAUACUAGGUCUGGGACAUUUCAUCUACGUUUUGGCCCGCGCCCCGUUACGAUUCCCGAGUUUUACAUUCCUGACUCAUAUGCUCGCCCUCUUCCUCUCCAUCAUUAUUGUCUUUACUGCCGUCCUCAAAGCCAUCACCUUGCUCUUUACUGUCGGCAAGAUCCCAUCUCUCGGCGCCUUGUUUCCUCACGAAGGAGUCGUGCCCCAGCGCGAAGAUGACUUUGGUGUCGCUCUGCUCAAGAUCGGCACUGCCUGCAUCGAGGCUACCGCAAUGACUGGUCUUCGCAACGAGCUUGCCGCAGUCGACGAGCCCAGGGCGCCCUGGGUAGAAAUCAUGACUUCUGGCAGCGAUUUCCACCGUGCCAUGCUUCGCGGUAUCGACUCCCCGGGAUUCAGCACCGAGAUUACAGAUAUCAAGGUAUCCGAGAUUGAAGAUCCCAAUAGCGAUGCCAGUCCUCACUCUCGCGCGCUCGCCAAGUUUGUCAAGACGUGCCGCAAUGCCAUCCUCUCGUCCACCAUCGCUCUUCUGUUAUCUACGCGGUUCGGCCGUAAAGCGCUGAGGGUGUACAAGAAGGCCUGGCGGGCGAGAUGGUACUAUGGACCUCGUUCUUGGCGCUUCUGGCGCCGCGAAUCAUGGACAGAACCGCCCCAGUAUGCCGAAUUGCGGCGCGUCCGCGAGAGGCUGGAUGAGAAUGAUCAGGCGAGUCGAGAACUGAGGUCGAUGGUGACUAUGCUGGGUACGUUCAAGGAGCAGGUGAAGGGGGAUGAGGAGAUCCGGGCGCGGGCUACGGGUGCGAAUGUGCGGCCUGGGGGCUCGAGCGUGGAGAGGAGAGGUGCAGGGAAGAGGGAGAUGAUGCCGUAUGGGCAGUAUCUCUUGGAAGAUGUGGAAGAUGAGAUUGAAGAUGAUGGCGAGUGGACGCAACAAGCGGAAGCGUCGGAUGACGAGUCGGAGACUGCCAGUCAAGCUUCCAGCAGCGAGUGGGGCGAGGACGACUCUGGCGACGAAACAGAGGUGGAGGAGUCGAGAAAGAGCGCAAUCUAUCGCGACCUCAUCAUCACCGAGCUGGAAGACGAUGACGAGUCUCACGCCAAACUCCAACCCGUCCUCCUCGCGCAUCUCACAUCGCGCAACGGCACGCCCCUUACCCGGCGUCAAUACUCGGCAUUGUUCAACAAUCCCACGUCCCCAACGCGUGGGGGAAGACCCGAGAUGAGCUAUGAGGGAGCUAUGAGCUUUAGGGGCGUAGCGGCGGAGAGGAGGGAGAUGAUGGAUGGGAAGCGGGAUGAGGAGGAGGAAGAGACGAGGAUGGCGUGUGUGGUGUGCAUGGUCAGUACUAGGGAUACGAUCCUGUGGCCUUGCCGUAGAUGUCUGGCGCUUUGUAAUGAUUGCAGGGAGAGUCUGGCCAGUCGGCUGACUGCAGAUGACCAGAUGUGCCCCUGUUGUCGAAAGAAGGUGGAAGGCUACAGCAGGAUCUAUAUUCCAUGA